Molecule: messenger RNA, 453 nt
Organism: Rattus norvegicus (Norway rat)
Lineage: Eukaryota; Metazoa; Chordata; Mammalia; Rodentia; Muridae
Gene: Ndufaf8
Product: NADH:ubiquinone oxidoreductase complex assembly factor 8
Exons: 3
Coding region: 41-265 (74 amino acids)
Biological process (GO): mitochondrial respiratory chain complex I assembly
Cellular component (GO): mitochondrion
Source: RefSeq, marked validated
CCAAGAUGGCGGCGCCCACAAGGGCCUGAAAGAACCGCUCAUGUCUGUCAACGGAGCGGUGUGGGGGCGUGUGCGGAGCCGUCUCCGAGCCUUUCCCGAGCAUCUGGCGGCCUGCGGAGCUGAGGCCUCGGCGUAUGGGAAGUGCGUGCAGGCCUCCACUGCCCCAGGAGGCCGCCUGAGUAAGGACCUGUGCGUGCGCGAGUUCGAGGCCCUGCGGAGCUGCUUCGCCGCCGCGGCCAAGAAGACCAUGAUGGGAGGCUCCUAGGAAGAGCAAUGGGCACAGAUGCGUUGUACUGACAGCACUCAUGGAGACCUGAAUGUGGACAGCAGAGUUCCUGGUGUUACGUGGUUCUUCCCACCUUGAACCUUGGGCAGGGCAGGGCUGUUUACACAGCACUUUGUGUAUGAGGAUCUGGAUUUGAUUAAGAUGUAACAUGAUGAUUUAACAUUGCA